AUGACUCACACAGAUGGCAAGUUGAAGCCUCUCAAGGCAGCGAAGAAGGAGGCAAAGGUGCUCGACGACGAGGACAAGGCCCGCAUCGCUAAGCAGCGCGAGGUUGAAAGAGAGCUCAAGGACGCGAAGAACCAGGUGGCCAAGAAGAAGGGACCGCUGAAGCUCAGCAGCCAGGGCCUGAAGAAGAGUGGAAAGAAAUAG
Messenger RNA from Cordyceps fumosorosea ARSEF 2679, 201 nucleotides. Its product is annotated as Translation machinery associated TMA7. The record is from RefSeq and is a predicted model, not a curated record. NCBI's taxonomy places the organism in Eukaryota, Fungi, Ascomycota, Sordariomycetes, Hypocreales, Cordycipitaceae. The transcript has 3 exons. Bases 1 to 201 code for a protein of 66 amino acids.